Messenger RNA from Fusarium subglutinans, 1134 nucleotides. Its product is annotated as zinc-type alcohol dehydrogenase. The record is from RefSeq and is a predicted model, not a curated record. NCBI's taxonomy places the organism in Eukaryota, Fungi, Ascomycota, Sordariomycetes, Hypocreales, Nectriaceae. Gene Ontology annotation, molecular function: oxidoreductase activity; zinc ion binding. Bases 1 to 1134 code for a protein of 377 amino acids. The transcript is spliced from 2 exons.
AUGACAGAAUCAAGAGCCUGGGUAUUCUCAGAACGAGGUCUCCCGUGGGACGUCCUCAAUCUUAAAAGACAACCUAUUCCAACUUUACCUCCUCCUCUUCCCCUACCAAAGGACGUGCCAGACCCAGAGGAAUGGAUUCUUGUCAAAGUGGCCUUUGUAGGCUUGAAUCCAGGUGCCAUAUUCCAGAUGACUCUCGUUCCGCCAUUCAUUCGAAAACCAACUUGUGUUCCUGAGAUGGACUUUUCAGGCACUGUGAUCGAUGUCUGGCAUCCUGAUGAUGAGUCUGGAUCAGCACAGUCGAAGAGAUUCAAUAAAGGUGACAAGAUUCUUGCAAUGUUACCAGCCAGCCAUACUCUGCCUACAGGAACAGGUGCUUUGGCUGAAUAUGUUAGAAUACCAGCUAGAUAUGCUGUGGAGAAACCAGAAGGCGUGAGCCUUGUUGAUGGAGCUGGUUGCUUACUACCUGGCUUGACAGCACGACAGCUUGCGAAUGAGUCCGGUGCAAAGACAGGCGAUCGUAUUUUAGUCAAUGCAGCAAGUGGUGGAAUUGGCUCGCUGGUGGUGCAGAUGCUCCGAAAGGCUGUAGGGCCUGGGGGAUAUAUUGUUGGCAUAUGCAGCGGUAAGAAUAUCGAUUUGGUCAAGAGUCUUGGUGCUGAUGAGGUUAUAGACUAUACGCAACAUGACCACCUUUCGAGGCACCUCGCCGAAAAGUUCUCAUCCAAACCCUUUAACACCAUCAUCGACACUCUGGGCCACCAGGCCCUAUAUCUCGCCUCACCAUCCUAUCUCGUGCCCGAAGGCAACUAUUCUUCCGUCGGCAUCAAACCACCCACCUUCUUUGUCCCGGACUUCCUCCGCGCUGUGUUGCAGAUGAAGCUCAAUGAAUGGUGGCCAGUAUCACCAUGGCUCGGUGGUGUUGGCCGAAGAUGGCUGGGUACAUCUAUGAUGAGCCCUACACUUGAUGAUCGUCAGGCUGUUGCAGAUAUGUUGGGCCGUGGCGACAUAAAACUGGUCAAAGACAGUAUAUGGACGUUUGAAGAGACCAAGGAAGCUUAUAGGAAGCUGGGUGGACUUCAUGCUAGGGGAAAGAUUCUGGUGAAGGUAGAUGAUGAGGCUGGCGAUGAUGAUUGUUAG